Molecule: messenger RNA, 3178 nt
Organism: Ostrea edulis (European flat oyster)
Lineage: Eukaryota; Metazoa; Mollusca; Bivalvia; Ostreida; Ostreidae
Product: protein DD3-3-like
Exons: 14
Coding region: 265-2271 (668 amino acids)
Source: RefSeq, a predicted model, not a curated record
UAGGGAAACUGGACACCCUGUGACGUAGGUAACUUUUACAAGCACAGCAGUAGUUAGUUUACAUGUACGUGAUUUUCUGACUCAUGGUCAUACAGUAUCCUUCUGCGUAAAUAUUCCGCGCGUUGAUAUAGUUCGUAUCGAAUUUAAAUCACGUUUGGAUAGGAUCGGUUUAUAAAUACUUCACCCUACAUUUCAAAUUUGACUAUUUGAUUGUUUUGGUUUGGUAGGUGUUGCUCACAUAGAGAGGAGGAGAAUUAAUCAAGAAUGAUGUGGGUGGUUAGAGUCAGUGCCUGCAUGUUACUGCUCCACCAGGUCGGAGCAGACUUGUAUCUACACAUGCCAAGAGGCAGCAACAACAGACUGAAUGAAGCUACCGCAACGAGGGCUAAUGCCAACAGAGUGUUCGAUUCUCAGAACAACAACAGAGGAGGAUAUAAUGUUGGAGAUGAAGGCAAAGACAAGUCAGGGAACGAUGAAGGAAAGCAGUAUAGAAUGCAAUAUUUUCAAAGUGCAUCAGCAACUCCUGAUGUGAAAGACAAGACCUACCUGGCCGUAGAAUGGACCAAUCAACACGGCUGUGGGGGAAGUGAGAGUACAGACCCGCAGAAACAGAACUGUCACAUGGUGCUGCAAUACAUGUGUCAGGACGACGUGUCAUCACCUGUAGGUACCGCAGACACUCUUAGAAAUGGUGUCACCACACAGACCCCAAACCACAACAGGGCCCAGAGCUUACAGGAAAAUAAGAACACCGCCCAGAACAGGAAAAAUAACAACAUAAAUACUCAACGCGUGCUGCAGGAGUCGUGGGACUGGUAUGAUAAGUGCUACUUGAGAGAGAGAAAUAAAGGUCUGUUUACUGCUGAUCAGAAGCUGAAGACCAACAAUGGACUGGGAUUUAGCAGCGCCAUCUAUACUCGUGAGAAUCCCAACGGUAAUCGCUAUGGUUACGAGUGUCCGGAGGAGCGGGAUUAUUUCCCGUACUGGCACCCCACCCCUUGGACAGACAUAGCCAUUCUUACAGACAACACAACUCUUUGUGGGCAGUUUGAGGAGGGUAGUUUUAAUAGGAAGGCGUACGGAGAGUGCGUUGAAGAAUACGGGGACGGCAGUCGUAAGCACUGGUCUCGAUGGAACAACAGACAGAAAUGUACGGAGAACGGGGGUCAGUGGGUGGAGUUCAGCAGCUUCAUCGAGAAAGCUCCUCAGUACACUACGGAGUCUCAGUGUACAUCGCAACCGGAACGUGGAAACCGAUUCGUCUGGGCGGUGCCAUACGACGCCACCGACGUCAACAAAAAGGAGUGUCUGGUGCAGGCCCCACCGCUGGACUGUCGACAGGCCGAUUACUCAAGAUCAAAUCACCUUGGUAACGGUGUGAAUGGAGAGGCCAAUCGCUAUCAGUGGACCCUGCCGUUUUUCCCAUCCAAUAAGGACAAACGAUGUGUGUUUAGAAUGAGGUACAACAUUUCUACAGAUGACUAUGCUCCUUAUUCCACCGACAGCUCCAGAAAUUUAAAUAAUGGAAUAGAGGGUAUAGCUUCUCCUAUUGAACAAAAUCCGUACGUUGACGUCGGCGGUCGAUCUGCCCUUCGAUUAAACAUCAACACUGACCAGACAGGACGUAUAUUCCAGGACCGUAGUCACGUCUUCAAGCUUCUAACUCGCCCUACUGCCAUCAAAUCAGACAACAUUUAUAACAUCAAUGUCCGAGGAAAGCGGGGAAACAUAGUGCAGGUGUACCCUGCAGUGGAGUACGAUUUCAUCCCUAACAAUCUGCGUCUGUCUGAGACUGACUCUGUACACAUACAGUGGACCGGCUCAAACUCCCACAAUAAUGGUGGAAAUGGGGGUGAUGGUCAGGCCGGGGAUGAAGGUCAAGGUCAGGGAGGCACAGACAGAAGUAACAUCGUACAGAUUGCCGACCUGAACGAUAAUUUCCCUAUGCCCUUUGAGAGGACCACCAUGUGGGCAAAUGCAAACAUUCGCUGGAUUUAUCAUGGCAAAACUGACAUCUCCCCAGAAAACCUAGCUGUUUCUAUGGCAUCUGCUGGCUAUUACAGAUGUGUGAAGAAAGUUGAUUGUCCGGAGACCACACACAAUGAUUAUAUAGUGGAAACCAAGACGAAAAUGAACAAUUUGCUAAACAAUGCCCCCGCCUCCUUCACCGGGGCCGUCCUGAAGUUUAGAAGGGGAACCUACCACUACGCAUCAACCAGGAACAAUAACUUCUCCAACAGAAGUCAGAAGUCUACACUCAUCGUAGUGUAGGGUUACCUCCCUUGUAUUGUUUUAAACCAUAUGAGAUUAUAUAUCAUACAACACGUAUCAUUAUUGCCAUAUUAAUCCAAAGAUGCUCAAAGAGAAAAUUUCUGAAUGAUAUUUAUUUUCUAUUUUUGCUUUACACCAAAAAUCAGGACAACUGUCUUACAUUCCUUUUGAUGCAUUUACAUGCAAUUUGGUCUCACAUGAACUUGUGAUAAGUUUUCCCAUCCACACAUAUUUCUUGAGACAAUAUGCUAUCAUGAUUCAGAUCAUCAAAAUGUUAUUAAGGAUGCAUAGCAACUGAUAUUCUGCUCAUUCAGGGUUUUUUUUAUUAUAUAAAAAGGUUGAAUUUGAAGGACUGGCAAUUAAAAGAUUGAAAAAAGAACACUUACGAAAGUUUCAUUUCUGUUUCAUAUGCAUUCAUUUUUAUAUGUUUAUCGAGAUCACGGCUACUCUUCAUUCAUUCGGUUUGUAUGUGUGGAAUUUUACGUUUUGUGCAAUAUUUGUCCGCUACUCAGUGUAUGAAAUCGUCCUCUUCCAUCACGAUCACACUUCACUAAAUUUUUGUUUUAGAAUCGGAAAGAAAGCAUUAUUGUGUGAGGAUGUAAAUUUGAUGUGUGUGUCAGAGGAUGUAAAUUUGAUGUGUGUGUCAUUUUCCAUUUUGAUAACGAUUUUGUUAAACUGUUAUUGUUUGUUUAUCUUGCAUAAUUCCAUGGCUCUACAAAGACUAAGCGCUGUGUUAAAACACUAUCCUGCUGGAUCAGGACUACGUUAUCGUAAAUUAUUUGUAUCCAAUGUUAUCGUAAAUCAUUUGUAUUGAAUCUUAUUGCAAAUCAUUUGUAUCAAAUAUUAUUAUAUAUUAUUUGUAUUGAAUUAUUUAAUAUUCAAAUAAAAACUACUUGAAAAAACUUAA